Molecule: messenger RNA, 3141 nt
Organism: Phalacrocorax carbo (great cormorant)
Lineage: Eukaryota; Metazoa; Chordata; Aves; Suliformes; Phalacrocoracidae
Source: RefSeq, a predicted model, not a curated record
GGUGCGGCGGCGGCGGGCCGGGGCGGUGGGGAGAUGAGCGGGCCGGGGCGGGCCGGCAGCCAUGGAGAUCCGGUGCGGGGGGCUGCUCUUCAGCUCCCGCUUCGACUCGGGUAACCUGGCGCACGUCGAGCAGGUGGGGCCGGCCGGGGCGGGGGGCGGCGCGGCGGCCUGGGGCGCCGCCCUCCCCGCCGCCGACUACGAGUUCAACGUCUGGACGCGGCCCGACUGCGCCCACACCGAGUAUGAGAACGGCAACAGGUCCUGGUUCUACUUCAGCGUGCGGGGGGGAGCUCCGGGGAAGCUGAUCAAGCUGCACAUCCUGAACAUGAACAAGCAGAGCCGGCUGUACUCCCAGGGCAUGUCCCCCUUCGUGCGGACCCUGCCCAUGCGGCCCCGCUGGGAGCGCAUCCGUGAGCGGCCCAGCUUCGAGAUGGUGGAGACACAGUUUGUGCUGUCCUUCGUGCACCGCUUCCUGGAGCACCGCGGUGCCACCACCUACUUUGCCUUCUGCUACCCCUUCUCCUACACGGAGUGCCAGGAGAUGCUGGCGCAGCUGGACUGCCGCUUCCAGGAGUGCAGGCACAUGUCUCCCAGCAGCCCCCUCGACUCUGUCUAUUACCACCGGGAGCUGCUCUGCCACUCCCUGGACAAGCUGCGGGUGGACCUGCUCACCGUCACCUCGUGCCACGGCAUGCUGGAGAAGCGGGAGCCCCGGCUGGACAAGCUCUUCCCAGACACAGCCACUCCGCGGCCACGCCGCUUUGCAGGGAAGAGGGUGUUCUUCCUCAGCAGCAGAGUCCACCCGGGAGAAACACCCUCUAGCUUCGUCUUUAAUGGCUUCCUGGACUUCAUCCUUCGGGAGGAGGACCCCCGCGCCCAGAUGCUGCGGCGGAUGUUCGUCUUUAAGCUCAUUCCCAUGCUGAACCCCGACGGGGUGGUGCGGGGCCACUAUCGAACUGACUCCCGUGGGGUAAACCUGAACCGCCAGUAUCUCAACCCUGACGCCGAGCUGCACCCUGCGGUGUACGGGGCCAAAGCUGUCCUCCUCUACCACCACGUUCACAGCCGCGUCCUGCCAGGCUCUCCCGACUGGAGGACAUACGUCUCGCCGCUCGGCACCAGCUCGCUAAGCACAAAAUCCUCCAACCAUUCCGUCCGCAGCAGCGCCCCGUCCCCGGAGGCAGCCCUCUCGGAGCUGGAGAAAGCCAAUAACCUCCGCAACUCGCCCAGCACCUGGCGUGCCAGCACGUACUUCAGCCCUUCUCAGGAACCCCGGCUCUCGGGAACACCUGCCGCCGAGCUGGGCAGCAAGGACCAAGCUGUCUGGAUCCUCCCUUCGAGCCACGCCGCAGAGCACUGUGAGGAGGAAGCCAGGAGGCCUCCACCAGCACCUCUCCCCGAAACCAUCCUACCCCAGGACAGCGGGCUGGCCUACUAUGUCGAUCUCCACGGGCAUGCCUCCAAACGCGGCUGCUUCAUGUAUGGCAACAGUUUCAGUGAUGAAAACGAUCAGGUGGAGAACAUGCUGUUCCCCAAACUCAUCUCCUUAAACUCACCUCACUUUGACUUCAUGGGCUGUAACUUCUCAGAGAAGAACAUGUAUGCCAAAGACAAGCGGGAUGGGCAGUCGAAGGAGGGCAGCGGGCGAGUUGCCGUCUACAAAGCCUUGGGGAUCAUCCACAGCUACACGCUGGAGUGCAACUACAACACAGGGCGCUCGGUGAACAGCAUCCCCGUGGCCUGCCACGACAACGGGCGGGCCAGCCCGCCGCCCCCUCCCGCCUUCCCCUCCAAAUACACCGUGGAGCUGUUUGAGCAGGUCGGGAGAGCCUUGGCUGUGGCAGCACUGGACAUGGCGGAGUGCAACCCCUGGCCCCGAAUCGUCCUGUCGGAGCACAGCUGCCUCAGCAACCUGCGGGCCUGGAUGCUGAAGCACGUGCGCGGGAUGAAGGGCACAGGCGGGGGCCCGCGGCGGAGAGGAGGUGCCAGGACCCCCCCCAGGAGCUCCACCGGGCUCCCCACCUCGGCCUCUGAUAAUGCCCUGUCCCGCAUGAGGAGCUUCAGCAACGGCACCAGCGGGAGCGGCAGCAGCCAGCAGGACUCGCCACAGAUAAAAGCCUCCCCCAGCUUCACCUUCAGCUGCAGCAGACCCUCGGGUCCGGCCACGGCGAGCCAGAGUCCUCAGAAAGGCAGCACCAGAGUCCCGGCACCGGGCAGAGUGGUUUUGCGUGGAAGAAGUGCGUGUGAACGGCCGCCCCGUCCCCUCGGAAGGGCCCUGGAUGCCGUGCUCAGCUCUGUGCUCCGUCCUGAGCAGAGCGGCCCUGGCUGGUCCGGGACAGGCGCCGCAUGGCACCCGCUGCGCAGCAUUCGGUGGUGGCACAUGACUCCGGUCAUGGCGAGGCAGGCUGGCAGAGCUGUAGUUAGUCACCAGGGGCUUUGAACACACGGCAAGUCCUGUCUGGUGGGGAUGGCUCGCAGCACCAAGCUGCCAAGCCGCCUGUACGGCCAGGAGAAAGGCCCCGGCUUAGCACCCUGCCGCCAGCUCCCGGUGAGCCCUGUGGCUGCACCGUGCCCUGGCAGCAGGGGCUGCCAAAACGAGGCGAGGCGCUCGCUGUGCCCCCUGCACUGGCCUCCUCGCUGCCGGGCAGGGGGCUCAGUGCCGUGGCAGGGCGGGCAGUGCUGCUCCAGGCCCUUUGGGAGUCUGGUGCUGAUGCCGGCUGGUCGAUGCUGGGGGAAGCCCCAGUGCCCCGUGCUACCCCAUGGGCCGGUCCCACAGGCCCCCAGCUGAGGAAACGGGGCUGGACAGAUCCGAUGCGGGGCUCCGGGCCCCGUGAGCACCAUGAUCAGAAGUGCCCAAAGAAGGGAGGUGUGCGAGCAAGGGCCCGCGUUCAGGGUGGAGGGGGCUGCCGGUGUGACUCUGGGUGUGACUCUGAAGCUGUCGUUGUGUCAAGGCUCUGUGUACUGGCGCUGCUCUCGGGAGAGAUUGCUGCGUUUCCGACUGUCGGCUUCUUUCUCGUGCUCCGCCUGUGUUUCUUGCGUUGCUUGGUCCUCCGUGUUUGCUUUCCAGCACUUUGUAGUGACUGUUUCUCAUCUGCCACGAGAAUGUGGCAGGGAGGAAAUAAAAGGCUGAUGUUCUCAUGG